AGAAUCACUGGCACCUGGCAGAGAGGAGGCCUGGAGAAGGAGGUAGAGGGGAUCUACCAUACGGGGUGUGGUAGCCCACGUGUGAAGAUCCUGCCCCCUCCACAACCCCGGCUCUGAGGAUGGUUGCUGGGAGCAGGUUGUGAUUCGGGACAGCUAAGUGACAGAGACGUGCAAAGCCACCCUGUCCUGGAGCUGGCCUCUGGAAUACCAGGACAUCAGAGAUGCAUCAAGCAGCCAGGGGGCACAGUCAGACAGCAGGGACCACAGAGGCUAUGGGGGCUGAGAUCAAAGCUGUCAUCGUGGGGGACGGUGGCUGUGGAAAGACCUCCCUGCUCAUGGUCUUCGCCAAGGGGGAUUUCCCCAAGGCCUAUGUGCCCACAGUGUUUGAGAAGUAUACUGCUUCCUUCCAGAUUGGCAGCAAGACAGUACAAAUCCACCUUUGGGACACAGCAGGACAGGAAGAUUACGACCGGCUGCGCCCACUCUCCUACACAGAAGCCAACAUUGUUCUCAUGUGCUAUGAUGUCACCAGUCCCAGCAGCUAUGACAAUAUUCUCACAAAGUGGUACCCAGAAGUGAAUCACUUCUGCAAGGGAGUCCCCAUUGUGCUGGUGGGCUGCAAAACCGACCUGAGGAAGGACAAGGCUGUGCUGAGGAAACUACAUGAGGACCAGUUGGCACCCAUCACCUACCAAAAGGGAGAGUCCAUGGCCAAAACAGUUCGUGCCAUCGCCUACUUCGAGUGCUCGGCCAAGUUCCAGGAGAACAUCACCAACAUCUUCGUAGAGGCCUCCAGUGCUGCCCUGAGUGCCAUGAGGAAGAGUCAGCGGAAGCGGAGACCCAAGAGGGGCUGCCUAAUCUCCUAGCCAUCCAUGUGAACCUCAUAGGACUUCCCCAUGUGCUGGCCACCCACCACAGGGACUGUACCGUGCCCUGCAGACUGCACCCAUCCCAGAUCUGCCCUGCCUGUGAGCAUCUCUGUGGGCUUCAGUUCCCACAGGACAGGGCACAAGGUGGCAGAUCAUCUGCUCCCCUGGUGUCUCAGGGGGCACAUAAUGCCACGGGGCAGGGCAGUCACCCUCCCUACCAUCUGACACAGGAAGGAACUCUUCUGCCCCAGGGUUUUGCUGCCUCAGCUUGGAAGAACCAUUCAGCAACUGUCUGGCAACAAAAAGACCUACGAAACCCUUAGCACAGUGGCUGGUCCCACCACUGACCCCAUUAUCUCAGAGCUUCUUCCACCAAAACAGCAGGGCUCUGUGCCCACUGACAAGACACAGCUCAGCUCAGCUUGGCUCUGCUCCUACCCAUUUUGGCCCAGCUCAGUGUGGCUUCAAAAACUCUCCUUUUCUAGCCCCACUUCUGCCCACUUGACCUGAUUCAGUACAGCUCCAAUCACUGUGGCCUCCCAGAGCGUUCUUCAGCUCUGAUCACCCGUCUUGUGUCAUCCCAUGAUUGUCUGUCACACUCUGGCCUCCGGAGUUUCACCUCCCAAAGACCUGUAGCUGGUUAUGGUAUCCCUUUUCCAUCACUACUUGCCCCAUUGCUACUUAGUUACAUGGGGGUACAGCUUCACUGCAGAAAAAAAGAGGGUGGUCAUAAUUUGAGUUAAAAUAGCAGUGCAGACAGGGUAUCCUGGGUUAACCUGAGUUAAAAUCUAAAUCACUUUAUCUGCACUGCUGUCUUAACCUGGGUUAGCCAACCUGAGUGAAGCACACUGCUUUUUUCUCAGUGCAAAUGUACCCUUCAGUCAAGUAAUUCUACCCCUUCCUCCUGAAUCAGGGGGCUGCACAGUCCUAGGACCCUUCUCUGAGCCAUUCCAGGUCUGCUGAGCUCUCACCAGAGACAGUGCCCAGAACUCAGAAUAUUGAACAAGAUCUCCUAAAUAGUGUAAACCAGCACAGGUCCACCAGCAGGUUGACACCAGCUUGGGAUCUGGCCCCAUUCACUCUAAUGAAGGCAUGCCUAGUUUGCAUCAGACAAGGUCUGUCCCAUUGACUCAGGUGGAGAGAAGCUAUAUACGUAGGCCAGGGGCUUGGCCCAGUGAUUCCAAUGAAGCAAUGCUCAUAUAGCCCAGCUAGGCAUCUGGCCUCAUGUGCUAAUGUGGUGAAUCCAAAGAAGUGGGGGAGUGGCCUAUCACCAACCUGUUCUGCUGUGCCUAUGGGAUCCAAGCAUUCUCAGCCAUUCCAUGCUGCGAAUUAUGUCUACCUUCUCCCUGCCUCAUCCCUAUCUGCCAGACAUGAGGGGUAUACCUCAUGUCCCUUUUGACCUAAGCACACCUGACCUGGGGCUUAGUUUUUCUAUUUUCCCAGCGUCCUCCAGGCACUGGUGUUUUAUCAAUAUCCUAGAGCAUCUUCCUUGAACCAUCGCUAGCAAGACAGCACACAGGAUGGCUCCUGGGUGAGGCUGGACUAUGUGGGACCUCCCUGGGCUUUGCCAACUUGCUGGGCUGGGAUCAGAUGAGCUCUGGACAUGACUUGGCUACUGCCAGCAGAGAGGAUGUCACAUGCCCAGACAUGUCCAUCCAUUCACUACAGCUCUAGCCACCAAGGGAGCAACCCUGACCUGCAAGACUGCAACAAGAAGUACAUCUAGCCUUGAAUAAGCCAGUGCCCUAUGCUGUAGGACAUGCAGAUGUGGGUAAUUUCACCCACCAGAGAUGCACUGCCAGAGAACCCUCAGAGUCCAAGUUGUGCCAGUUUACCUGUGGGUUUGUGUCUACAUGGUUUCAGGCAGAAGACAGGGUAGAUUUGCACUUUAUAGACUAACUAAAUUAGAGAUGCAUAACACAAGCUUUCAUAAGCAUCAGGCUUACUUCAUGGGAUGCUAUGAAGGGACUGCAGGAAGCAGAGCUCUGAAACAGAAAGCAGUGAUUGCAGUACAUACAAUAGGAAAGGUGGGAGGAGAAAGGAGGAGACACUGCUGAGAAAGUCAUGAUGAGAGAAUCAUUCAUGGGUACAUCAUGGGGACCUAAAGAUAUGGCAGGCCCCAUCUCUCAGGUCUACCAGUAUUAUACUUGCUUUUGUGCCCACAACCCAGGAAAAAUCCAUCAUGAAGUUGGGCCCUGCAAGCCACUACAACAACAGAAAAAUAAAUAUUGGUUCUAUAUAACUCC
Molecule: messenger RNA, 3115 nt
Organism: Alligator sinensis (Chinese alligator)
Lineage: Eukaryota; Metazoa; Chordata; Crocodylia; Alligatoridae
Product: rho-related GTP-binding protein RhoF
Exons: 5
Coding region: 222-866 (214 amino acids)
Biological process (GO): cell migration; small GTPase-mediated signal transduction
Molecular function (GO): GTP binding; GTPase activity
Source: RefSeq, a predicted model, not a curated record